Messenger RNA from Penicillium atrosanguineum, 918 nucleotides. RefSeq lists its product as uncharacterized. The transcript has 2 exons. The record is from RefSeq and is a predicted model, not a curated record. Bases 1 to 918 code for a protein of 305 amino acids. Lineage: Eukaryota; Fungi; Ascomycota; Eurotiomycetes; Eurotiales; Aspergillaceae.
AUGCCUGCACCCCUUGUCAAAGGUAUCAUCGUGACAGCCUCAGUUCUGGUGGCUGCCGGCGUUGCUGUCUAUCAGUCCCCUCAGUUUCAAGAGUGGGUAGCCACUUCCCGACGCAAGAUCGCCUUGGCCUUACACAACCUGGGUGAUGAGAUCCAGCCGGGUGACCACAUCCUCCGAGAGGAUAUCUCCAUGACCGAAGAGAUCGGCCAACAUGCCGAGGAACGCAGACGAAUUGCUCGAGCGGACAUUAUUAAGCGGGGUAUAUUACUUGAAUCUCGACGGAAGGCGAGAGGGCCACAUGAGCUCGACAGCUUCGACACUUUAGUAGACAACGACGGUAAACUCCGUGCGUCAACGGAUGACCAUGACAUCAACGCUGUCGGUGCCUCAACUGGAUUUGAUAUAGGCUCACAGUCUUACCGUCGUGGUGAAGCCUCUAGUAUGGGCCGGGACCUCUUGCCUGUCGAUAUACCAUCAGGAACCACAUCGAACCAUCCCUCGGAAUCCGUGAUACAACUGACUCCCACCUCAUCCGCGCCCGGCGAAAUCCUUUUCGAUCCGUUCUCCGAUUCUCCUGUCAGAGCCCAGUCACCGAUGUCUACCUCGGCUUCCAGUCACACGGAAGGCAGCCAGGUCUACUACGCCCACCCUCAAUCAGGUUCCAAUGUGACACAGCAGCAAGACCUGCUCACGGAUCUGGACGAUUUUGCUCAAGGAAAUCAGUUCCAGCACCCCGUUUCUUCGGCACCAUCAACUGCCGGGAGCUUCAGUCAUGUCGGUGACUUCGAUGGGUCAUCCGACGGCACACUGAGUGACCUGGAUGCUCGUUCGGUAGGAGGCAUAGCUACCCCAGCCAGCUGGUCUGAGGUUGGAAGUGAAAUAAGCAACGAAGAUGCUGGUCAUCAUCAGUUGCUGUAA